CGGAUCGGGUUGUGAGAGGCAGACACAACUAGAAAAAAAACAAACUUAGCCCUGCAGAAGAAGGAAACUGUACUUCUUCGACAGUGCGUAGACAUUAUCUGUUUGAUCAUAUCUUCUUUCUGUGAGCUUAAACUGCACAGAAACUAAACAAACCAACCAUGAGUGGGUUCUCUCUCCAGGACAUGACCCUCCUCUGCCUGACUUUGGCUUCGCUCUGUUUUUGUUUGUCAUCUGCGGAGGAACAGUGCUAUGGCAGCACUUAUCGGUUGCCAUUUACAUAUACACCACGUCUUUUCUUUGGGCAGUUGUUCUUCACUCCAUCUAAUGGAGGAGACAAAAGGCUAGUAUUACAGAACAAGAAGCUGCAGGACCCACGCUUCACAGAGAGAGCUGGUUCAGGGCUUCUUAUGAAAGACCUGACAGAACAAGAUGAUGGAGUUUUUUCUGUAUCUCUCAAUGAUGAUGGGAGGCUGAUGAAUGUCAUCACUUUGGAGGUCAAAGAUUGUAAAGAUACAGAAACAAAAUAUUACGGGGGUGUCUUUUCAGUGCGCAUUCCUGAAAGGCCUGCCUUUCUUGAGUUCACUCCCUCUGAAAACCUGGCCCUGGUGACAGUCAUCUGGAAUUACACCAAUCUGGUACGAAGCAGGGGAUCACUGAACGGAAACUACUGGGACUUAAAUGACAUCACACAGGAAGACAGCGGCUACUACAAGUUCAGGGGGAAAGACAACAAACUGCUGGCUUGGAAGAGACUGGAAGUAAUAGAGUAUGAGAGACAUCAUGUACGAGAUGAGGGCAAGGACAUCUACAUUACAUAUCCAGAUCAGGGGGACAUGUGGACCAUUAUAUUUACGAGGGAAGAGAACCAGUAUACUUUACUAAAAGGAGGAACUGACCAGAUGUCAGGACCUUUUGGUGACAGACUGCAGUUUAACCCGGAUACUAUAAUCAUUGAUCCACUACAGUAUGAAGAUUCUGGUACCUUUGAGUUCAGAGACAAGAAAGGCAACCUGGCUCAGCGUGUGGAGUUGGAGGUGAAGACAAGUUUUCCUGCCCCUUUGUAUUAUGUUAUUAUUGUUGGUAGCCUUUUUCUGGUGUUUGUCAUCUGUUGUUGUGUGAAAAAGUGCUGCUGUAAAAAGAGCUCCUCUAAAAGAAACAACCCUGCUCCUCAGCCUGCAGCAGCACCUGCUGUAUAUUACCAUGAUACGACUCAACCUACAGGCCCUAGUCAGUCCACGGCCUCACCUGCUACAGUUUACUCUUACCAGCCUACAUCUACCACUGAUGGUCCACCGACGUACAACCAAGUGAACGUCAGCGUGAACCCGCCUCGUCCUGAGGUUGCAGCUGCAGGAGGACAGGGAGCCACUCCACUUCUGUCAAACAGUUCUGAUUUCAUCUCCUCAGACUCAGAUCCACGGUUCGACAUGAAAGGAAUUUCCUUUGCCUCUGCUCCUCCCCUCAACUCAGACACAACGAUCUCUGAUGUUUAUACUUCAGAUAAACUCAACUUUUUGUAAGCCCCACGCUGAAAAUGAUCUGUCAAGCAAAAAUAUUGUUUUAACAUCCAGACUUAGAUCAGUGUGUGUGAUAUGACAUUCAGUUAAACUGCACAUAUUCAGUGGGAUCAAACUGGUUUGAUGCAGCACAGUAUUAAUACUUCUUACAUGCUAAAUCUGAAUACUCUUGCUUAUUGUUGAUUUAACUUUUCUCAGAGUUGCUUUAUUUUCAAAGCUGGGAUGAUGCUUAUACAAUCAACAAAUGUGUGUUAAACUUGGGAUGUUUUUACUUUGCAUAAUGUACACAUGCCUAUUAUUACCUGCCAGUGAUACCAGAAAUAACAGACACAUCAGUAAUUUUACACCGAGAAAGCAGUUGUGUGCCUUCAGCAACCGAAGCCACUACAUAAAAAUCUACAUUUAAAAAAAUAUUUGAUAUGUUUUUUUUCAAAACCCUUAUGGUGUGCCUUUUUGUAUAUACAUGCAUUUGUGUUUUAUACGUGCUUUUGAGAAAUGUUGUUUUUGUUUAAUACAGUUGUAAAUCAGAUACCUUGUUGAACUUCAGAUUUUUUGCCAUUUGGAGCAAUUUUCAAAGCCCUCCUCAACUUUGAGGAGCUGAAAUUAAUGUCAGUUUAUAUUUGGUAAGUAAUGAAGAAGUUUGUCUGUAUCAGAUGUAGAGAUGGGCCGAAACUAAAUGUCAUGUACUGUUACUGAAAACCAAUUGUCAAGUCAAAGACAGGUCUGACUAUGAGAACUUUAAGUGUCAGGAAGCAAGGGCCUCACUGUGAUGAUGAAAAUGUUGUCUCCUUACAUAGUAUCUGCAAAAAUAUGAUAGGACAUAGCAUCAGAUCUGUGUCUGUCUAUUUAAUUAAUUAUUUAACAUAGCUAAUUGUGAAAAAUCAAGAACAAAGGAGAAAUUUUGCCCUAAUUCUAAAAACAGUCUGUGGCAAAAAGUCAUU
This is a messenger RNA of Sphaeramia orbicularis (orbiculate cardinalfish), 2458 nucleotides long. RefSeq lists its product as uncharacterized. The transcript has 9 exons. The record is from RefSeq and is a predicted model, not a curated record. Lineage: Eukaryota; Metazoa; Chordata; Actinopteri; Kurtiformes; Apogonidae. Bases 159 to 1520 code for a protein of 453 amino acids.